Messenger RNA from Effrenium voratum, 597 nucleotides. The record is from the annotation of a GenBank genome assembly. Lineage: Eukaryota; Dinophyceae; Suessiales; Symbiodiniaceae.
AUGGCAAGGGAAACGCAGGCCUUGGUUUCGUUCCAGGUCCUGGUGAUUGGCAGUCGUGGGGCGGGCAAAUCUACCCUGUUGCGCGCCGCCUUGAAUGAUGCCGCAGAUGGAGCUGCCUACGAGGAACUUGCGGAUGGAGUGCAGACGCGGAAGAUUGCGUGCCAACACAAUGCCUUUUCAGCAGUGGUUGAUUUCAUCGAGUUUCCUGCAGAUGAGAGAUAUGUAGCUCUGCUGCCAUAUUUUGGCUGCUCAGCUGCGGCUGUGGCGUUGGUUGUGAACAUCUCGGAUCCGAACGGUUACCCUGACCUUUGCAGCCGGCUGGCAGCUUUGGGCUCGCCUCCGCCCUGCGGUCUCCUUGCAGUGCAAGGCUCUUUGCCUGCCAGUGUGGCCUCCGGCGAGGAGCGAAAGCGCUUGGAACCUUUGCGGGACGUGGCCACUCGCUGGGGGCUCAAGUUCUUGCGCUUCGAGAGCUUGGAGCAGCUUGGGCGUGCACGACUCCUGCACGCUGUGUGCGACCUGGUGCUGGGCGACGUGCCAGAGGGCGCGGAUGCGAUGCACCUGCUGGGCCGCAGAGUGACCCGAGGGAAGGCUCUGUAG